Molecule: messenger RNA, 2143 nt
Organism: Hevea brasiliensis (rubber tree)
Lineage: Eukaryota; Viridiplantae; Streptophyta; Magnoliopsida; Malpighiales; Euphorbiaceae
Product: lysine histidine transporter-like 8
Exons: 5
Coding region: 167-1951 (594 amino acids)
Cellular component (GO): plasma membrane
Source: RefSeq, a predicted model, not a curated record
UUUUCUAAAUAUUUUACUCCAUUUUGCACCCUUGAGCAGCUGUAGCAGUAGUAUAAUAUAGUACCAAAAUCUUGAAAUCCAAGGUCUAUAUAUAGUUUAACUUUUUUUUGUUGUGUUUGGAACAUAGGUAGUAACCCCUAGCUUCAGGGCAGCCUUAGAAAAGAAAAUGGCUGAUGUUCUUGAAUUUGGCUCCACUCCUGCGACACCAAAACAAGGCUCUGUCGCAGCAUCAUCGCCUCCUAUAUCAGCUCCUCCUUCACAGUUUCACUCUCCUUCCUUGUCUAGAUCACCACUGCUCUCCACCAGUGAUCAUGUUCAGCCUGCAAGCGCAAACAGAACGCCAAGGACCUCAACUCCUGCGACACCAAAACAAGCCUCCACUCCUGCGACACCAAAACAAGCCAAUGUCGCAGCAUCAACGCCUCCUAUAUCAGCUCCUCCUUCACAGUUCCACUCUCCAUCAUUGUCUCGAUCACCUUUGCUCUCUACCGGUGAUCAUAUUCAACCUGCAAGUACAAACAGAACCCCAAGGACCUCAACUCCGAAGAUCUCAACUCCAAGACUGCGAACACCUAGGUUUAUUACCCCUUUAGGUAGCCCCAUCAGAAGGGCUCUCAAACUUACUAAGCUAGACCCUCAAGAUGCUUGGCUUCCAAUCACUGAGUCCCGAAAUGGGAACAAAUACUACGCAGCGUUUCACUGUCUUUGCUCAGGGAUUGGUGUUCAAGCACUUGUCCUCCCUGUUGCUUUCACCACCCUUGGUUGGGCCUGGGGAGUCAUAUACAUGACCUUAACAUUUAUUUGGCAAUUGUACACUCUUUUUCUCCUGGUUCAACUCCAUGAAUCUGUAGAACAGGGCAUUCGAUACAGCAGAUAUAUGCAGCUCGCAAACGCUACCUUUGGUGAGAAGUUAUCAAAGUGGCUUGCGCUUCUCCCAAUCAUGUAUCUAUCGGCAGGGACAUGUAUUGCUCUAAUCAUCAUAGGAGGAUCGACAUCAAAAAUGUUCUUCCAGACAGUAUGUGGGGAGACAUGCAACGUCAAGACAUUAACAACUGUAGAAUGGUACUUGGUGUUUACGUGCGCUGCAGUUGUUCUGUCUCAGCUUCCAAACAUGAACUCCAUUGCUGGUGUUUCGCUAGUUGGAGCCAUCACUGCUGUUGGGUAUUGUACGCUUAUAUGGGCGGUUUCUGUCGCUGAAGGUAGGAUGCCUGGGGUAUCAUACAACCCUGUGCGUGCUUCCAGUGACAUAGAAAGGACUUUUGAUAUCUUAAAUGCGCUUGGGAUCAUUGCUUUUGCCUUUAGAGGUCACAAUCUCAUACUUGAAAUUCAGGCUACAAUGCCUUCAAGUGAGAAGCAUCCAUCACGAGUGCCCAUGUGGAAGGGUGUCAAGGUGGCUUAUGCACUUAUUGCAAUGUGUCUAUUUCCCCUUGCGAUUGGAGGCUAUUGGGCUUAUGGUCAAAUGAUACCACCAAAUGGGGGCAUGCUAACAGCUUUAUUUGCAUUCCAUGGAAGAGACACCUCAAGAUUUAUUCUAGGAUUGACUAGUCUAUUUGUCAUAAUUAAUGCAAUGAGCUCAUUCCAAAUCUAUGGAAUGCCAACGUUUGAUGAUUUGGAGUCAUUGUAUACCAAGAGAAUGAAGAAGCCAUGCCCGUGGUGGCUCCGAGCAAUAAUCCGCGCAUUGGUCGGGUACCUAUGCUUUUUCGUGGCAGUGGCAAUCCCAUUCUUGGGAAGUUUUGCUGGUUUAAUAGGAGGAAUAGCAUUGCCAGUGACAUUGGCCUAUCCAUGUUUCAUGUGGCUUAAGAUGAAGAAACCAAAGGUGUAUAGCUCAAUGUGGUUCCUUAACUGGGGACUGGGAAUCUUUGGUUUAGCUCUCAGUGGGGCUCUGAUUGCUGCUGGGAUAUAUGUUGUUGUUAGCACUGGUACUAAAGUUAGCUUCUUCAAUCCACAAUAAUUGAAUAUAGUGUCGUUAAUUUAGAAUGGAGUGAGAAAAAUUUGUAAUUCUAGGUAUGGUUUUAAUUUUUAUUUGUUCUUGUGUAAUUGUAAAAUUUAUUUUCGAAAAAGAAAAUAAAUAUAAUACCACAAUAUUAUUUUUUAAAAAUACAAUUCUCUCUUUCAAUAUACAAUUAUUUCUUUUUAAUAUUAA